GACUGUGGGUUCCCGUCGCUGUCGGGUCACCUCACGGACGAGCUCUCCUGGGGGCCGUGUCCCCGUGGGUUCGCCGCAAGCCCUCCGGAGUCUGCUCCGGUGUCAGGAAAAGCCGCGGUUUUUCGGAGCCGUUUGACUUGGCUUUUCAGAACUGUGCUGCCGGAGACCGUUGGUUUGCAAAAAUCACCACCCGUGUCAUGGAUUUUAUCUUAUUGUGUAGAUCAGAUUUCCUUAUUCUGGAUAUCAUGGUAACAAUAUAGGAAAUAUGCAUUAUUUCUGCAAGUAGAAUUCACUGCUGAAGGAAGAAAUUUUUUAAGCUACAGCCAAAUUCAUUUUGGUACCUUUUAUGGAAAUCCUGAUUUUGUUUUUACUUUUUUAUAACCUUUCGCAAAAGGUAUGAACAAGCAAAGAGCACAUCUCAUUAGGCAAGUCCACAUUAAUAAGAAUGCCUAGAAGAGGAUUGAUUCUUCAGACCCGGACCCACUGGCUACUGUUGGGUCUCGCUUUACUCUGCAGUUUAAUAUUAUUUUUGUACCUUCUGGAAUGUGCCCCCCAGACUGAUGGAAAUGCAUCUCUUCCCGGUAUCGUUGGGGAAAAUUAUGGUAAAGAGUAUUAUCAAGCCCUCCUACAGGAGCAGGAAGAACAUUAUCAAACCAGAGCAACCAGUCUGAAACGCCAGAUUGCCCAAUUAAAACAAGAAUUGCAAGAAAUGAGUGAGAAGAUGAGAUCACUGCAGGAGAGAAAGAAUGUAGGGGCUAAUGGCAUAGGCUAUCAAGGCAACAAAGAGCAAGCACCUAGUGAUCUUUUAGAGUUUCUUCAUUCACAAAUUGACAAAGCUGAAGUUAGCAUAGGAGCCAAACUACCUAGUGAGUAUGGAGUCAUUCCCUUUGAAAGUUUUACCUUAAUGAAAGUAUUCCAGUUGGAAAUGGGUCUCACUCGCCAUCCUGAGGAAAAACCAGUUAGAAAAGAUAAGCGAGAUGAAUUGGUAGAAGUUAUUGAAGCUGGCUUGGAGGUCAUUAAUAAUCCUGAUGAAGACGAUGAACAGGAAGAUGAGGAUGGUCCCCUUGGAGAAAAACUGGUAUUUAAUGAAAAUGACUUCAUAGAAGGUUAUUAUCGCACUGAGAGAGAUAAGGGCACACUGUAUGAACUCUUUUUUAAGAAAGCAGACCUUACGGAAUAUAGACACGUGACUCUCUUCCGCCCUUUUGGACCUCUCAUGAAAGUGAAGAGCGAGAUGAUUGACAUUACUAGAUCAAUUAUUAAUAUCAUUGUGCCGCUUGCUGAAAGAACUGAAGCAUUUGCACAGUUUAUGCAGAACUUCAGGGAUGUAUGUAUUCAUCAGGACAAGAGAAUUCAUCUCACAGUGGUGUAUUUUGGUAAAGAAGGACUAUCUAAAGUCAAGUCUAUCCUAGAAUCUGUCACAAGUGAGUCUAAUUUUCACAAUUACACCUUGGUCUCAUUGAAUGAAGAAUUUAAUCGUGGACGAGGACUAAAUGUGGGUGCCCGAGCUUGGGACAAGGGAGAGGUCUUGAUGUUUUUCUGCGAUGUUGAUAUAUAUUUCUCAGCCGAAUUCCUUAACAGCUGCCGGUUAAAUGCUGAGCCAGGUAAGAAGGUGUUUUACCCUGUGGUGUUUAGUCUUUACAACCCUGCCAUUGUUUAUGCAAAUCUGGAUGUGCCCCCGCCUGUGGAACAGCAGCUGGUUCACAAAAAGGAUUCUGGCUUUUGGCGAGAUUUUGGCUUUGGAAUGACUUGUCAGUAUCGAUCAGAUUUCCUGACCAUUGGUGGAUUUGAUAUGGAAGUAAAAGGUUGGGGUGGAGAAGAUGUUCAUCUUUAUCGAAAAUACUUACAUGGUGACCUGAUUGUGAUUCGGACUCCGGUUCCUGGUCUUUUCCACCUCUGGCACGAGAAACGCUGUGCUGAUGAGUUGACACCCGAGCAGUACCGCAUGUGCAUCCAGUCCAAAGCCAUGAACGAGGCCUCUCACUCGCACCUGGGAAUGCUGGUCUUCAGGGAGGAGAUAGAGACGCAUCUUCACAAACAGGCAUACAGGACAAAUAGCGAAUCUGUUGGUUAAUGUCAUCAGUGACACAUUAGUCUGAACCACAAACCAGCACUAUUUAGCCUUAAUUCCAAUUCCAGAUGCAGUGCCUCUUUCAGAGAAGACAUGCUUAUCUUUUGUGUUCUUGCUGACAUUACUUUAGCAAUUUAACUUAGUGUGAGAAGAAAAAGCAAGUUUUGCAAUGCAAAGUCUCUGUUUUGUGAGUAUACUUCACUAUGGAAUCAUUGACAAAUCAAAAUCUGGUAUUUGUUCUAAGAGUAGCUUUGAGUUAAUUUUACCCGGCUUCAUGUUCUGAUGUGUAUCCUGGUUGCGUCUGGGCUGAGGGAUGGAAUGUGUUGUGCUGAAGGUGGGUCGGGAGCAUCCUGUUCCCAAAGAGAGGACGGAGUGUUAUGGAUGGAGUGUGUGGAUAAGGGCUCUUCACCUACCGACCACUGAGUCAACCUACUUGGUUUUAAAUUAAGAUCUUUGGGCAGUUGCUUAAAGGAUCCUUUUUCACUGAAGCAGAGAAUAAUUAAAUGACACAUCUAAAAUCCCCAACUAAUCAAGAGAAGGCAGAGACAAAAAUCCCUCAACUUUGUGUUGUUGCCUAGCCCCCUCAAUGUCUGUUUUUAAACAAAUGGGUAAUUGUAGAAAAUACUAAGGUUAUAAUCUGUGGCUUGAUUAAAAAUAUAAUGUGUUACAAAUUUAGCAUCAUGUUCAGGAUUAGGAGUCAAAGUUGCUGUAGACUGUUUUGAACAAACAGAAAUGAACAUGGAAACGUCUUUAACAGAACAGUUAAUUAUGCUGGAGUGUAGGACACUAGGGGUGUCUGGGACAUCAGUUUACAUGAGCCAGGGCCCUAUCAGGGCCUUCUUGUGGUGGUUCAGAAUAGAUGAACAUAGCAUGGUGUCGUGUGUUUUUGGCUUUGUAUUGUCUUAUUUAGCAUGGAUCCAUAUGUAUGUAUUAUCCUUUUUUUCUAAUAUGUUAAUUAAGCUACAUCUGUGUUAUUAUAAUACUUUGAGUUGAGGAGGAGUUUCACUGAAGGAAGAAAAACCAAACAAUUUAAUAAGGUAUACCAUAAGAUCAUACUGAUUUGAGAAAAGGGGAGGAGGGGAAGGUUGUCUAAAUGGAAAUCUGAAUUACAGAAUAUUUUAGAGAAAUAUAUAACUUGCAGAUAGAAUGAUGUUUUAAUUGAGGUGUAAAUUAUAUUAAGGAGACAAGAUGAGUAAGAAAUUAUAUUCAGAUAUGACUGUACUGUGUUAUUUAUCACACAUGGAUCUUUUACCAUAUGGUCAAUUGGUAGAUCCACAAAUUGGAGAUAUGGUGAAAGGCAUGCAUAGAUUUUUGAACCUUUGGCUUUUAAAAGGGACCUAUAUUGAAUUCUUUCUAUUUGUAUAGAAACCCCUGAAAAUUCAUAGAAGACAAAUCAUUACUCUUCUUUCUCAGUAAAUCAUAUCAUCUGAAAUAUUAUAAAUCCCAAAUUUCUUGGUGCUACAUGAAUUCAAUUUUAUAAUAACUCUUACUAAAUAUUCUUACAAGUUUUUAGUUGGGGUAGCAUUUAGGCUUAGUUUUUUAAGAUGUGUAAAAUGUUCUCUGCAAAAUUGUUCAGGCCAUUUUCUCCUUUUAUAUACAGUUAUUUAUUGUGAAGACCAGUGAAUUAAGGUAUUUAAAGUGAGAGAACCUAAUUAUUUACAAAAGUGAGUUGUAGCUGGUUUUUUGACAGAAUCAAAUGAUUUUUUUCCUUUUUUAAAAAAAAAAAGCUUUUCAUUUAAAGAUGGAAGCUAAGCAAUGGAAACGUUACUGUUUUUGACAGUAAAAGGUACCAAUAAAGUAUUUUAUUACCGAAAGUUAAAUGAAAAUGUGAUAAGUUAGUUUCUUUCUGUUGUAAAAUAUCAUAAAUACAGAAGUGUAUGACAUGUAAAUGUGUACUUUAAAGAAUAAUAAAGCCAACGCUAGUGCACCAGCUAUUCAGAUUAGGAUAUAGAACAUUACCAGUGAAAAGUCUCUGUGUGCCCUUUCUCGAUCACAUACCCUCACCUCACUCUCUCCAUAAUAGUCACUAUCCUGAUUUUUGUGAUAGUUUUUCACUCAUUUUUCUUCACAGUUUUCCCAACUAUGUAUGUAUCUCUACCCAAUGACUAUUUUGCCUGUUUUGAAUUUGUAUGCAUAUUAUUUCAUUAUACUCUAACUUUCAGUAUUUUGUUUUUGAGGUUCACUCAUGUUAAUCUCAAAAUUAAUUCAUUUUCAUUACUGACUAGUAUUCCACUGAAUGAAAAUACUGUAGUAUUAUUCUACUGUUGAUAGAUAUUUGGAUCAUUCAUCAUUUUUUUUUUGUUUGCUUAUUUGCUUUUGCUAUCACAAGCAAUGUUGUCAUGAAUACUGCUGUGCGUGUCUCUUAGGAGUGUGUGAGAAUUUCUCUAGGAGUAAUGAUGCUAAGUCAUCGGUUGUGUGUACGUUCAACUUACUUUCCGAAGUGGACCACCUCCAGCACUGUAAGAGAUUCACUUUGCAUCCUUGGCAAUACUUAAUUUUGUCAGGCUUAUUAAUUCUUGCUAAUCUAGUGGGCUUUAGGCAUGAAUUGUAAUUAUAAUUUUCAUUUCCAGUCUUUUUGCCCAUUAUUAUAAGUUCAUAGGAAUUCUUCACAUAUUCUGGGUACCAAUUCUUGUUGGUUAAAUGUUUACAAGUAACUUCUCCCAGGAUGUGGCUUGUCUUUUCCCAUUGUUGAUGGUACUUUUUGAUGAAUAAAAAUUAACUUUAAUGUGUUCAAUUAAUCUUUUUCCUUUAUGUUUUCUUUUUAUUACUGAUUUAUGACCUCAUAAUAGAGAAGGGUAUCCUAAAGCUAUUGUUCUGUAUUAUCUUCUAAAUACCUCAUACGUAGCUUUGCUUUUUCCCAGUCAUAAAAGUGGAAGAGGUUUUAUGUAUUAUGUGACGUAAGGAUUGCAUUUCACUUUUUUCCAGCGUCGCCUUACUAUGAAGUCCAUAUUUUGCCCACAGAUCUGCAAAACCACUCUCAUCCAUCAGAUGUCAUACACACACAGGAUUUGUUGUGCAGUGUUGACUGGAGUGAUAGUAGAGGACUUCCUGCCCAUAUUUCUUAUUUCAAGGGAGACAUUCUCAGUGUUUCAUCAGUUUGCCCCUGAAACGUGUGUGUAAAGUGAAAGGUGGUAACCCUGUCAUCCCGUGGCGUUAGGAGCUGCACACUGCGCUGGUCGCUGGCCACACAGCUACACGCCAAGAGGCUUCUACACAGAAAGAGCUGAGGCCUUAGUGCGUGAGACGGAUGCCGACAGUAUGUGGUGUGGAUGGUGGGGCAAGGCCGGAGGAGCACGAGCGCCACUCACUCGUGCUCAGAGAUGUAAGGAGGCUCAGAGAACAUGUGUGGGAGAAUGGGGUGGCAGGUGUACUGGAGAAGGUGCACGUGCACAGCAUGUGAGUCUAGUGCCCGAGCAGCAGCGUGCCCCUGGGAGAGGUGGGCAGGAGCCAUGUCCUGCAGAACCCUACCCACCAGGAGAGCUUCUCCAACUUGCCUGGGCUCCCCGCUCCCAUGUUUCCCAUUCAGCAGGUCUGCGCAGGGGCCCUGAGAACAUCUCAGACAAGUUCCCAGUGUUGCUGCUGCUGCCAGGCUGGGACCCACACCUUGAGAAGCACUGCCUGGAGGGACCACCCAUGGGUGAAGGACAGGGCCGUGCCAAGCCAAGCCAGCUCGCGUCCUGCUCCCAGCUCCGCAUCCAAGAUGCAGACCAGAUGAUGUGCUGCUCCUUCUUCAGCUGAGUGCUCCUGAGCGUGACCCAUUGAAACGGAAGGAGAACCGCGCAGCAGAAAGACGUCGGCAGGCACUCCCCAAUGUCCCCAGCCCCCGGAGAGACCCACAGCACCCGUGGACACUGAAGGUUCUUGUUAGUCCCUACAGUAAAGGAACCUUGAGAGUCGUUUAAGGUAGGCUUCCUGAACUGACAUGACCAUGUAAUUCCAGCUGCUAGUGAUAUCCUUCUGGAUCUUUCUUUGAGGAAAGCAGCAGAGACCAUGCCUCUUAUACAGCUUUUUGUUUUGUUUUGCAAUGUUUAUUUGCAAAGCCCUUUGUCAGAAUGUGGAGGUGAGAGCUGCUUGCUCCAUCUCUGAAAGGCCCGUGGUGGCCCUGGCAGUCUCGUCCUCCCCCCCUGGCCUGGGCAUCCCCACGCCUCCUGCCAACACAGAACCACGCACAGAGAACAGGCACACGAGGGGAGCAACAUGUUCUUUUAUUGAUGCAAGUACGUCCAGUCACACCAACAGUUGACAUCCUUUAUUAUUAUAAAGUACAGCUUUAUACGCAGAGUUCAUCUCGAAAUAUCAAAACAUCAUAGGGUAUGUGUCAAAUUGGGAAAAUAAAGUAGCAAAUGUAGCACUGUGUCAGGUCGGUACUAGAACUGAUGACCAAGUGAAGCGCACACUGAUGUGAAAGCUCCUUAACACAUGGACAGAAAAGGUUCUAACAUUGUAUUCCAAAUAUAUAUUCUCAAGUUUUAAACCUUUCUUUAUCUCAAAUACAUAAACAAAGCAAUAUGUACUGUCAAUAUACAAUAUGUACUAUCUAGAACGUCUGGAAAGUGCAAAAACACUGUGACAAUACAGUGUAAAUAUCCUUGCUCCACCCUGGGCUGAGGGCGACAUCAGCAGCGGAUCAUGGAGCCACCUCCCCCUGAGGCCUCGCCUUCACAUCUCCAGGCUCUCCUAGGAGUUUUGGGAAUUAGCAACUAACUGUCCUUACCCAGGCCUGCCAGCUGGAGGCUCCGGCGGAAGCCAGCCAUGUGGAGAGAAACAGGGUGAGUAGUUCCAAAUCUGCUUGGAUGGAAUGACAGCCCCGCCAUGAGGGAGAUACAGUUAGCAUGGAUUGCCCAUUUCUGGCCUUGGAGGGAGCAGGGCUGUCACUGUCUCAUGGCCGGGAAGUCAGAAAAUGGAGAGUACUCCUCGAGUUCGGGUGUGGAAAAUACCUCCAAAUGUUGGGCAGCUUUAUGUGAGUGGGCUCCAGCAGGUACUGGCCUGGCUAACCUUCCAUGUUUCACAGUCCGUUAGGGGAGCCCAAUCCCCCACCCAGAGGGAAGGAGGAUACUGAUUUGUAAGUUGCUUCUUUUGACUUUGUACUUGAGUUUCAAGAUGGCUUUAUACGUCCCCAUCCUUAAUUGUACUUUGUAUUCGCUUCAUUACAGCUAAGUAAGUGUGUCAAAGUUACAGCCUGGAAAACGGACAAUUCCAUGACUCCCUCCUUACGUUAUUUUAGAUUUUCUCUUUUCCUAAAAUGUAGGUGAAGAACAAUUUGCCAGACAUCUUCCAACAGAAAAUAUGCUGCCAGGUGUCCCCCUGCCCUCCCCCCAACCCCCAUAAAUCCCUGAUAAAGGAAAAUGAAAAUGUAAACUUUGGAAAGCCCGUAUUCAAGGUUCACUUCUGGAAGUACGCAAAUGAGACCUCCGGGCCACCCGAGCCCUUCUUGCCAGAACCUUGUGGGCCUGCGCUUUGAGGGCAGAGCUUCCCCGGUGCCUCCAGCGGCACUGGCUGCAGGCGAGAGCGGGCCUGCCAGAACCCUCUAAGGCACUCACCCCGACAUCAGACACACUGGCUGGAAAGGAGGCAGGGCUCACGUUGGUUUUGGUUGGGUUUUUUUUAAGUAUUUUUUUGUAAGAUGUUUGUUAAUAAUCAAAAGUAGAAAAUAAAAAUCUACAUUUCAUUAGAAUAAGAUGUUAUCAUGGAUGCCAUCUCCCAUGAUACGCUUUCCCCACCCCUCCCCAAAGCAGGGCCCUGCCCUGUCAUAAACAAAAAGCUUGAAGUGCCAAAGGUUGAUGCAUGAAAUAAUUACUUCUUUUUUUUCAUAAAAGUUAUGUACAAAAUGGACCCCAACCAGUGAGGCCUCAUCUCAGCCCAUUAUCACUCAAGAUUAAAACUCAGUACGUAGGUGUGCUUAAUCCCAGCGUCUGCAGGCUGCAUCCGUGCCUUCAGGCUCUGUUAAGGAGAGUGGUCCUAAAGACUCUGGUAUGGGGCUGGUCUUGGGGGCUCACCGGACUGCUGCUGGAGUUCUCCUACCUGAGGGUCUUCCAGCUGUCCUUUUCCAUGUGGUUCUCGGGACCUUCACUUUCGAAGGAGGCGAUGAAGAGAGCUGAGAGACGAGAAGCCCCGCAGAAGUCAUGUCCACACCCGACACCUCCCAAACCUGACCAGCUCCACAAGACACACACUUGCAAAAACUGGAUUCUCUGAUCAAAUACAUCUGGUCAAGGCUGUAGACUCGCCUCAGCCCCUGGGCCCCCCAGACGGUCCAAGACCAUGGAAGUCGAACAAGAAAAGGCCAGUCUCUGCUUGGUCGGCACUGCCCAACCUGGGGCUGUCGGCCUGCUUUUGCCGACAAACUCCUUGCUGAUCUUUCCCCCAAGCUUUGCUUUAGGCGAUGCCAGUUCUGACUCAAGGCCCAAGGGCCGAGGAGAGCAUGGGCUACCUGCCUUCUGGGGGCGCCGCGGCCAGGUCAGCGGACACACCCAACAUCAGACGGCACUCGGGGCAGCAGGCCCUCAGCAAGGGGCCAGAGCGUGAUGGGACGCCCAGCCCUCCUCAGGCUGACUCGGGACAAGACAGGGUGCCUACCUCUAAGACGUCGAACUUGGCCGUCUUGACUUUGGACCAGGUUUUCUUCAGCCUUGCCACAGGACUGAGGUUCAUGCCAGCUGCAGGGGGGGCGACAGCUAGGGUCAGGGCGGGAGGAGAUGGGCCACACCGUGCUGGAGGGGGAGCCCCUGGGGCCCGCACACUCACAGAUGAUGGCCAUCAUGGAGUUGAAGUUCCCGAUGUUGAAGCACUCUCGGGCCACAUCGAUGAAGAACUCCAGCAUGCGAGUCCGAUGCUUCUUCUUCACCACCUGGAGGGCAGCCAGACUGCUCAGCGCGGUCCCCACCAGGGGUCAUCCCCUACCACACCAGCCCCCAAAGUGCAGUGCCCUGGGCCUACGGAGGGGCCUCCCCAGCAGGGAGCUGCCCUGGGCCCUCAGAGCUGUCAGGCCGGGGGUGGAGGGAUUCUCGCAGGCUGCAGAGGCAGGAAAUGCAGCCGUGGCAUUUUCGAUGCUGGGCAGAGAGGCGGGAGGGUAGUCUGAGAGGACCAAGGGAGACCCAGAUGAGCUGACAGGCCAUGCUGGGCACAGGCUGCCUCCCCGGAUGGGUGUCUGUUGUAAUUUAAGGCAUUACUGUUGGGGGUUGGCGCUCCCAAGGCCCUGGCAAUAAAAACUUCCUAUCUCCA
Lagenorhynchus albirostris (white-beaked dolphin) is the source of this 9292-nucleotide messenger RNA. RefSeq names its product chondroitin sulfate N-acetylgalactosaminyltransferase 2 (gene CSGALNACT2). The record is from RefSeq and is a predicted model, not a curated record. Gene Ontology annotation, molecular function: glucuronosyl-N-acetylgalactosaminyl-proteoglycan 4-beta-N-acetylgalactosaminyltransferase activity. The coding region runs from base 446 to 2074 and encodes 542 amino acids. NCBI's taxonomy places the organism in Eukaryota, Metazoa, Chordata, Mammalia, Artiodactyla, Delphinidae. Gene Ontology annotation, cellular component: Golgi cisterna membrane. The transcript has 13 exons.